Messenger RNA from Armigeres subalbatus, 1876 nucleotides. RefSeq names its product heterogeneous nuclear ribonucleoprotein A3 homolog 2-like. The transcript is spliced from 4 exons. Bases 324 to 989 code for a protein of 221 amino acids. Lineage: Eukaryota; Metazoa; Arthropoda; Insecta; Diptera; Culicidae. The record is from RefSeq and is a predicted model, not a curated record.
AUUGAGCGCGUUUUCGUUAAUUCAAAAUGUUUUCUCAAGAAGGCGGAAAAGUGAAUGCCAAAUUUUGCUUUUUUGAAUAGUGAAUCGAUUCAUAUCUUUCUUUUUACGAUGAGUAGCGUAGCUAAUACGUGAAGCAGUACAAAGGAGUGAUUUAACAGUGACUUUUCCUUUUCUAAGACUUGUUUAGGUUGAGAAAGUAUGAAAUGAAAAGCAAAUAGUGUCUCGAAGCCGGUGGUAUUGCAAAUUCAACAAUUCGUGUCAGUUCAAGUGCUGAAAAAUUAUUUGUUCCUGAAAAGUGUUCUCAAGCAGACAAGAAAAAUAGAAUGAAUAAUAUGAGUUUAGCGGUAAAUAAAACAAUGAAGGUUGUACUUUUAGCGCUGUUGGUUACGCUAAACGUAGUCCACUGCCAAAAUAGUGGGAACGAGGCACGAUUAUUCCAGCCGAUAGUCAAGACAUCCGGAAUUGUAGCGGCAUCCGACGAACAUGGGCUGGAGCCGGUAACUUCUGCGGGUGACGGAUCCAGAACCGAAGGAUCGAGGUCUCUAAGAAGCAGCUACUAUGGAGGCUCACCCAAUGAACGACUAUUUGACUUUGGGUUGCUUGGCAAACCCUAUUAUGGCAACCGAGGUUAUUAUCCGCAAGGAGGCUAUUAUCCACAGACCGGUGGUGGAUACUACCCACAGGGAGGCUACUAUCCACAAGGGGGAUAUUAUCCGAACAACCAAGGAUACUAUCCGGGAACGAACCAGAUUGGAGGAAAUCCUUAUGGCGGCUAUGGCGGGGGCUACGGCGGGUAUGGCGGCGGCGGCUACGGUGGAUAUGGCGGCUAUGGUGGAUACGGAGGUAACGGAGGUCUACAGUCGUACCUUGGCUACAACAGUGGGAAUUACUUCGGCAACCGUAAUUUAGGCUUUGGCUACUACUCCGGCACUAAUCCGGCCGGCAUAUCGAGCUCAAGCCUGGUGAGCGGUUACCGAGGUUACAACUGAUUAGUGGUCAUUUAUGUGUUGUGAUGUCCCGUUCAAAGUACGUGUGAUGGCUUUUGUGUCCGUUUCGUGUAACGUUACUAAGGUGCUUAAAUUGUGAUAAACUUUUCUGUAAGCGUAAUCAACAUUACCAAAGUAAUUCAAAGGCAUAGCAAAGGCAUGUCAAUUGAAUAGUUUAAUAUGAAUCAUGUUGAUGCGAAUCAAAUCAAAGGUAAAUACAAUGUUUCAUUUAUCAGAUGCCUAAACAAAACAUAUUCGAAAGUACAACAGAAGUGAAUCAAAAUAAUUUGAGCUUUAUUUUAUGCCUCCGGAAAUGGUUGAUAUAUCAUAUCAUUAAUCAUAUUAAAAAUAUGUCAAUACCCAACGAAAGAUAAAACUGAUGUCAUUGUAAUUAUAGAUAUUUUUUUUUCAUUCCAACCUACUGGCGCUAAUUGCGUUUAAUCCAUAUACAUUUGUCGCUUCAGUGCGGAAAGCACAAAAAUAGACAGUUUAAUUAUCCCAUUAAUUACUUUUUGCUGGUUUCUGAUUUCAUUAAAACAUGUAUCGACGGUAAUAAAAAGGUUAAACAACAUUAUAUGUACCUCGUGCUUGCUCCAAAAGAUCUUGAAUGCAUUCCUAAUAUAGUACCAAGCACGUUCGGAAAAUGUUUAACGGAUUUUGCAUUGCGUACAGCUUGCAUAUUGUUUUGUUCGCGUCAAAAGCUGUUUGCUCUAUCUGUUUGACUCAUGUGCUCGGUAAGCGUUCAUGUUACUUACCCUACAUUGUAAAUGUUUUUUGAGCAUUUAACGUAACAAUUAGUAACUUUGUUCAUUUUUUUACAGGCGUCUUUUGAGCCACGAGGAAUAAGGCCGACAUGAAUAUUGAAACGAAUCAAUAAAAGUUUGCCACUA